Messenger RNA from Pelecanus crispus (Dalmatian pelican), 435 nucleotides. Lineage: Eukaryota; Metazoa; Chordata; Aves; Pelecaniformes; Pelecanidae. The record is from RefSeq and is a predicted model, not a curated record.
UGCAACAGCAGCCAGUGGUAUAGAGGGGCCAUCCACACCCACAACCUGUGUGCCGGCUAUCCGCAGGGCGGCAUCGACACCUGCCAGGGUGACAGUGGUGGUCCUCUUGUGUGCAAAGAUAACAGUGCCGACUACUUCUGGCUUGUUGGAGUGACCAGCUGGGGGAAAGGCUGCGCGAGAGCAAAACAGCCGGGAGUCUACACCUCCACUCAGCACUUUUACAACUGGAUCCUGGUCCAGAUGGGACUGCGCCCAGCAGUAACAGCUACUCCAGCGCCACAGCCCGUCUUCACCUCAACCCCCUUUCAGAGGCCAAGGCCAAUACCAACGCAAUCGGGCAGGUUUCCACCCUGCCCGUUUCCACGCCAGAAGCUGGUGGAAUUCUUUAAUCUGCUGCAGGAGCUCCUGCAGGUCCUCAGGGGAAAAAAAGCUUGA